This is a messenger RNA of Porites evermanni, 432 nucleotides long. The record is from the annotation of a GenBank genome assembly. NCBI's taxonomy places the organism in Eukaryota, Metazoa, Cnidaria, Anthozoa, Scleractinia, Poritidae.
UAUGAUUUUGCUUACCUUUUGAAAGUCCUGACAGCACAAAACCUGCCUAGUGAGGAAUCAGAAUUCUUUGAUCUCCUUAAGCUAUAUUUUCCAAAUAUUUAUGACGUAAAGUACUUAAUGAAAAGUUGCAAAAGUCUUAAAGGUGGUCUACAGGAGGUGGCUGAACUACUGGAGGUAAGAAUCCAAAUAAAUAAAUCAUUUGAUGAAUCUAGGCAGAUGCCAAUUGUCUUGAUUAUUAUUUGAUUAAUUAUGGAGUUAAUCAUGAAACAAACACAAAAUAACAAAAGCAAAAGAAGUAAAGUAAAUGUUAUGUAACCGUUAACAAACUUUCUCUGUUAAAUUUAUUUGAAGCUUGAAAGAGUAGGACCCCAGCAUCAAGCCGGAAGUGAUAGUCUUUUAACAGGAAAUGCAUUUUUUAGAAUGAGAGAGGUA